CUAAACGUAAUCACGUCUAUAUGCUGCGCCGGAACUCCCUCCUCGCCGAUCUGCGUGAAAUUGGAAGUGAAAUGGUUCCUCCCGUGCAAGUUUCGCCCCUAAUUAAGACAGCAAGGUGGUCAGCCCUGCUGGUCGGGAUUAUCUAUGGAAAGAGGAGAUAUGACUACCUUAAGCCCAUUGCAGAAGAGGAGAGGAGGAUUGAGGAAGAGGAGAAGAAGGUGCGUGAGGAGAAAGAACGCAUUGCAAAGCAGCUGGCAGAAGCCAAUGAAGACACUAUCCUGAAAUGAAUUGCCACUGGAAGUCAAUAAUUGGUAUCUGAAUAAUAAAUGUUUGUGCAUCUUCCUUACAUUUUGGAAGUCUUUCUUAGAUGUCUGUAAUUAUAUUUAUAUUCAAUGGGCCUAUUAUGUAGUUGUGAAAAAGGAAAAUCUGAAAAGAUCUUCUGCAUAGAGUAUAGGACAGUGUACUCUGUUUCUCCCUUCAUAGAUGCUGCACCAACUUCUCAGUGGGAAAGCUUGAAAGCUACAACAUGCAUUUCAUGCUCUAGGUGCUGUUUGUUUCCCUCAGUGAGUCCAAAGCCAAUCUUGGUGAUGAUUGUGAAGUGUAUGGUCAAACUAAUGCUUUGAAAAAGAAAAAUAAGGCUUUCCAUCUUUUCCCAUGUUCAGAUGUCUUAUGUACUCUGCAUUUCUCCACUUUGGAAUGUAAAUAUGAUUGUGGUAAAUAAGGUUUGUCUGAGCACCUUUAGUUGUGGCAGUGUGGUGCAGUAGUAAGGAGCUGAGUUUGCACUCAAUGCUGUUGUACCCUUGUGGCAAGACGCUUAAACCAGAUGCAUCAGCAAAGGUCUAACCAUAUAAGUUGAUAUCAUGUAAAACCGUAAGACAUGCAAGUCGCUGUGUAUAAGAGCUAAGAAAAUGGAAUGUAACCUAUUAUAAUGGAAGGUGUACCCAAAACUUCAGUUAUUUUGAAAGAAAUUCUAAAGCUACAGGACAUGACCAAUCAAAAAUAAAGACUUGGAUCAAAUUUUUUG
Messenger RNA from Megalops cyprinoides (Indo-Pacific tarpon), 1024 nucleotides. RefSeq names its product ATP synthase membrane subunit eb (gene atp5meb). The record is from RefSeq and is a predicted model, not a curated record. Gene Ontology annotation, biological process: proton motive force-driven ATP synthesis. Gene Ontology annotation, molecular function: proton transmembrane transporter activity. The transcript has 4 exons. Bases 21 to 287 code for a protein of 88 amino acids. NCBI's taxonomy places the organism in Eukaryota, Metazoa, Chordata, Actinopteri, Elopiformes, Megalopidae.